Molecule: messenger RNA, 1782 nt
Organism: Rhagoletis zephyria (snowberry fruit fly)
Lineage: Eukaryota; Metazoa; Arthropoda; Insecta; Diptera; Tephritidae
Source: RefSeq, a predicted model, not a curated record
AUGUCAACGAAUCAGACCAAGAUUACCGGCUACUUCAAAAAGCAGUUCACCGACAAGAAGAAGGCACAGAAGAAAGCCGCCCCGACGCCGCCAAAAGACGGUUUGCCCAAGGCGAAGCGGCAAAAGUUGCAGCCGGGCAGUGAUGAUUCGAAGAAGAAGUACACAAAUGGAUCUCACAGGUACAUCAAACUCUACGAGAAAGAUGAUGCAAAGCAGACAACUCUGCCCUUUACAGCAGAGUCAAAAAGCACGGCUGGAACGAGCAAAGGAGGAAAGUCCAGCUCAUCACUUGACGCACAUGACUCUUCAACUGACCAGGAGGAGAAAUCUUGUCUAAGGCCUAAAAAGGCCAAAAAAGCCGCCGCUCCACGGGCGCCCUUUAUCAACCAAAAAUUCAGCACACCCAUUGAGGCGCUUCAAACGGUCUUCCAGUACAGCGGCUUUCGAAGUAAACUCCAGGAGGACUCGGUGAAGGAGGCCAUGAACCGGAGGCAUGACAUCUUCAUCUCCAUGCCCACUGGAGCUGGCAAGUCCUUGUGCUAUCAGCUGCCGGCCAUCUGCGAGGAAAGUAAAGUCACGAUUGUCAUUUCGCCUCUGUUGGCCCUGAUUGGCGAUCAGGUGUCGGCGCUGCUCAAUCGAAACAUCAACGCCGCGGCCUACAAUUCGCACACCAAGGCGGACGAUAAGAAACGCCUGAUGGGCGACCUGAUGUCGGACAGUGUGCAGGUGAAGCUGCUGUACAUCACCCCGGAGAUGGCCUCGAUGGAGGUGUUCGGCAACGUCAUCGGCCACCUCUACCGAAGCGACCAACUGGGGAGGAUCGUCGUCGACGAGGCGCACUGUGUCUCAGAGUGGGGCCACGACUUUCGCCCAAAGUACCUUGAACUGGGCGAGCUCAAGAAGGCCUUUCCCCAUGUCCCUUGGAUCGCCCUCACCGCCACUGCGCCGAUGAAGGUGAAGGACGACAUUCUGCGUCUGCUUCAGUUCCGCCAGCCUGUUCGCGAGUUUGUGCAGACCAACUUUCGGCCGAACAUUUACUACGAGGUGUACUUUAAGGAGGCCUACCCCAAGCCGCUGGAAGACCUGAAGGAGUUUGUCAUUUACCAGUUGGGCUCGCCUGAGCUGAUCAUGCAGUUCAACACCGGCGGCGGCGGCCUGCAGAACAUUUUUGCUGUUGCAGAUCUAAGCACGUCAAGGGCGCCCGUCGACCCGAAGGCAGUGGGCAUCAUCUACUGUCGAAAGCGGGAGCACUGCGACGAGAUUGCGCAAAUCAUCUCAAAGUGCGGCAUCAAGGCGGGCGCCUACCACGGCGGCCUGAACGAGAAGGCGCGCAGCAAGUGCCAGGUCGGCUGGAUGGAGGGCACCAUCAAGGUGAUCGUCGCCACCAUCAGCUUCGGCAUGGGCGUCGACAAGGCGGAGGUGCGCUUCGUGGUGCACUGGGACAUGCCGCAGUCGCUGGCGCGGUACUAUCAAGAGUCAGGACGGGCCGGUCGCGACGGCCUGCCCUCGAAGUGCCGCAUCUACUACUCGCCGGAGGACCGAAACUCCAUUGCCUUCCUCAUUCAGCAGGACCUCGAGGAGAAGAGGCGCAAAAAGCCGAACAGCAAACCCAACGACCAGUCGAUAAAGGACUUUGAGAAGAUGCUGGCGUACUGCGAGCAGACGGACCGGUGCCGCAACUCGAGGCUGCUCGCCGAGUUUAUCGGCGCUGAGAAGAGCGUCGUGGAGAAUGGCUGCAAGAGGUGCUGNCGAGCCGAAGGCGCUCAAGUCGCGACACUUUGA